UAGACACUCUCUGUGUGCAUGUGCAAUACCGUGUGCAUGUUACAUUGGCUGUUUUGCCAAUCACACAUGGUAUGCGAAACACAUGCAUGAGGGCAGAGCUUCCUUUCACACAUCACUAUACCUAAGAGAGAAGAGAACAGCCCACACCAGGCGCCAUCACCUCAAGCAAGUCCACAUUCAAACAGAAACCACAUCAUUGCUCGAACAGGAGAGUGUGUCAGCCUGCUGUUUACAGAGGAGUGUGAAGCUGCUGGAGCAUGUGUGUGCUGGUGGUAACUCCUGGCUCUGACCUCGCCUCACCAUGCUGUUUAUAGAGGGACAAACACAAGGUAUUAUGGGUGUCUGAGUAAAUUCAAAUGACUCUGAAUACAUCUGGAAGUUUGGAGGAGUCCUUGGCAAACUCCUCAGAAUGUGGCCACAAUUUGACCCAGUGGGACGAGCGCAUGGAGAAGAUGUACACCUACUUCUACCUGCUGCUCUUCAUCCCCGGGCUGCUGCUUAAUGCCACUGCUCUCUGGGUCCUCUGCAGACAUAUUAGUAAGAAGACAAAGGCGGUGAUCUUCAUGAUAAACCUGACAUUAGCAGACCUGGCCCACAUCCUCUCUCUGCCACUCAGGAUAUUUUACUACUUCACACACAAUUGGCCCUUCGGACGAGGCAUCUGCUUGUUCUGUUUCUACCUGAAAUAUCUCAACAUGUAUGCCGCUAUAGUAUUCCUGGUAUGCAUCAGUGUGCAGAGGUGUGUGUUCCUGCUCGACCCGUUCUCUGCUCGCCGGUGGAGGCGGCGCUAUGAUCUUCUGAUCAGUUUAACAGUGUGGGUGGCGGUAGGCCUGGCCUGCUCGCCUUUCAUUCUGAUGCGAAGCAGCACUACCAGUCCCACCAAAGGUAGUGGUCCCAUUCCCACCACAACAUCCAUUUAUCUGGAUGCCAUUUCUACCCAGAAUCCCUUAGAUUACUCCAGGCUUCAUACGUCAUCUACAAGUGGCACAACGUCAGACUCCAGUUCCAGUCCUACCUGUUUUAAAGACCUGCCCAUGCGUCGUCUGUCCAUAUCUCUAGCGGUUACCAUGAUGGCUUUUGCUGAGCUGUUUGGCUUCGUGAUUCCUUUCAUCUGCAUCAGUUACAGCUCCAUCCGCAUCGCCCGGUCCCUCUACCAAAGCCAGGAUAAGCAAAACUCGACCACUCUCGACCCCUCAGCACGCAACCGACUCCAGUCUGUCACCUCCAUUGGCCAGACAGAAAAAUGUAAUCAGCAGCAGACAAAUGGUGAGAAGCGUCGUGCUCUACGGAUGGUGCUGAGUUGCUCUGCCCUCUUCUUGUUCUGCUUUGCCCCCUACCACGUCAACUUCCUGCUCUACCUGAUGGUGUCGCAAGACAUUGUGUCCCAUUGUGCAACAAAGCUGGUUGUGCAUCAGUUCCACCCGGUGUCUCUGUGCCUGGCAAGCAUGAGCUGCUGCCUCAACCCUGUCCUUUAUUACUUUCUAACAGCUGAGUUCAGACAGCACCUCACCAAGCGCACCUCUUCCUUCACCACAUCACUCCUCUCCUCCCCGAUCAGCUCACCAACCCAACGUCCUGCACAGGCCAGAAUGAUGAGAAUGGAGAGUAGCUGCUCAGACAGAGAGUGUUGUUAUUCAGACGUGUUGGACAAUGAGGAUACAAACUGACCUUGAUGUGUGUUGUGAGAAAGCUCCUGUUGGACAUUGCUUUAGAACUUUUCAAAGAAGAAGCAUUUUAAAGUCUGACAUUGUGGGCUUCCUUUCAGACAAAGUUUGUCUUGUUAGUUUCACCCAUUUCCUGGAUGCCUGUGAGAUCGUGUGAGAUUAUGUUAUUUGAUUUCAGAGAUGUUCAACAAUCAAGCCAAGACAGUCUAACACUGAUGUUUGAUACAACUUACACCAAAUACAUCCAAAAGGUCUGUCCUAUGCUGAUCUUGGGGUCUUGUUCAUGAGUGAGGCUAAAAUGGAGCGGGAGGUUGACAGUUGGCUCAGGGCAGCGUGUACUGGUCUGUCGUGGUGAAGAGAGAGCUGAGCUGAAAAGGCAAGGCUCUCGAUUUUCCAGUCAAUCUACAUUCCAACUCUCACCUAUAUGAUCGCGAGCCGUGGGUAGUGAUCAAAAGAACAAAAUCGCCAAUACAAGCGGCUGAAAUCAGUUUUCUCCACAGGGUGGCUGGACUCUGCCUUACAGAUAGGGUGAGGAGCUUGGACAUCCAGGAGGCGCUCAGAGUAGAGCUGCUGCUCCUUUGCAUUGAGAGGAGCCAGUUGGACUAUACUAUUUUUCAAAAUUUCAUUCACUGGGUCCCUGAAACUGUUUGGAGUCCCCCAGGGGAGGCACACAGCCCCCUUUAUAAACCUCUGCUUUAGAACAAAUAUUCCACAACUGAAAUGACAAGGGAAAUGAGAGCACACAAUAUCAAUGUGAAUAGUUGCCUAAUGUACGUAACAUAUAACUUGUUCAGCAAAAAUAAAUAAGCUUUAUCAGAUUGUCAAGGCUGUAUGUAAAUGCAUGUGACUGCACUGUAAAUAAAAGCAAUCCUGCGCUUUUUUUAUCUUA
Scatophagus argus is the source of this 2553-nucleotide messenger RNA. It is a transcript of the gene p2ry10, whose product is annotated as P2Y receptor family member 10. Gene Ontology annotation, cellular component: membrane. NCBI's taxonomy places the organism in Eukaryota, Metazoa, Chordata, Actinopteri, Scatophagidae. Gene Ontology annotation, biological process: phospholipase C-activating G protein-coupled receptor signaling pathway; positive regulation of Rho protein signal transduction. The record is from RefSeq and is a predicted model, not a curated record. Bases 357 to 1667 code for a protein of 436 amino acids. The transcript is spliced from 5 exons. Gene Ontology annotation, molecular function: G protein-coupled receptor activity.